CCAUUGAGAUGGCAGACCACCCAUCCCGAUUAUCCGAGGAUGUCUUGGCUCGGUUUAACCAGGCCAUGGCAGCAGAAGGAACACCACAAGUCAAGGCGGCCCCUCUGUCCACCCGUCGGAGCUCCCACUCCAUUGAUAUGCCUCCCCGUCCACUCCUACGCUUGAGAAGCAUAGACGAACGGCCCAAUAUUAGUUCUCGUAGAAGCUCCGUUGUCAGCAACAUGAACAUGCCAUUCUCCCGCAAAAAUUCGAUAUGUGCAAUGAGCCAAGCCAAACGUUUGUCCCUUGGACCCUGGGCUCAUUACGGACGCGUCAGUUUCUCAGGACUCCCCCUCUUCCAGCCGAUUAAAGAAGUUCAGUAUGAGAACACUUACAAGGUCGGACCAGACCAAGACUGCAGAUUCAACGCAAGCAAAGUUCAGAAGGUCCUAGAGAACAUUAUGGGCAGCUACCUUGGGGACACUAACUAUAACCCUCUGACCAGCGGUCAACUGACCCAGAACCUGUCAGACCUCAUCCGCAGCAAGCUAAAGGAGAUCUGCCCUUCCAGGUACAAGGUAGUGUGUAGUGUCUUUUUGGGACAAAUGGGCCAGCAAGGGGUGAAGGUCUCCAGUCGCUCGUUGUGGGAUCCACAGAAUGAUAAUUUUGCCUCGGCUACAUUUACUAAUCCUUCUUUGUUUGCUGUAGCCACGGUUCACGGUCUCUAUUAUGAAUAACGUCUGCUAGUUCUCCCUGUGCUACAAAGUUACAUCAUUUGCUUGUUGACCUUAUUGAUUGCAUUGAUCUUUGCAAUUAUCUACUCCUUCCCUACAGAAGUUAUUGAUAAGGUGGAGGGUUUAGUACA
Molecule: messenger RNA, 844 nt
Organism: Spea bombifrons (plains spadefoot toad)
Lineage: Eukaryota; Metazoa; Chordata; Amphibia; Anura; Pelobatidae
Gene: DYNLT4
Product: dynein light chain Tctex-type 4
Exons: 1
Coding region: 9-716 (235 amino acids)
Biological process (GO): microtubule-based movement
Cellular component (GO): cytoplasm; cytoplasmic dynein complex
Molecular function (GO): dynein intermediate chain binding
Source: RefSeq, a predicted model, not a curated record